This is a messenger RNA of Seriola dumerili (greater amberjack), 3147 nucleotides long. RefSeq names its product base methyltransferase of 25S rRNA 2 homolog (gene samtor). Bases 70 to 1248 code for a protein of 392 amino acids. The record is from RefSeq and is a predicted model, not a curated record. Gene Ontology annotation, biological process: negative regulation of TORC1 signaling. The transcript has 5 exons. NCBI's taxonomy places the organism in Eukaryota, Metazoa, Chordata, Actinopteri, Carangiformes, Carangidae.
UUCGCCGGUCGGGUUGCAGCUUGGAAAAGGGGAAGCAACUGGCAGAGGCAGCAUCGGCGGUGCGGUGCUAUGGACCCCAGAGACAAUGUCGAGACAGGGGAGACAGAAAACCACCCGGAGCUGUUCUACAUGCCGAUCCCAGACGAAGCACCGUGCAAGAGGGAGCAGGAGAAGUUGUCAGGGGUCGUCAAAAACGUCCACAGAAAACUGCGCAGGAAAUACAGAGAGGUGGGCGACUUUGACAAGAUCUGGCGUGAGCACUGUGAGGAUGAGCAGACCCUGAGUGAAUACGCCCUCGCCAUGAAGAAUCUUGCAGACAACCACUGGACCAAAAACUGCGAAGGAGAGGGACGCAUCGAAUGGUGUCGCAGUGUCUGUCAGGAAUAUUUUUUGGAUGGCGGGAUGAAAAGAAUGUUAGAAAAGGAUGAGAAGAGUGCCAUGCUUGGCAUGGGUCUGACGGCAGCAUCUGUAAGUGCCCAACCGUACAGCACCAUCCCCAGUUCAAUCUCCCAGCUGGGGAAAAUGCGUCUCCUUGAUGUGGGAAGCUGCUUCAACCCUUUCUUGAAGUUUGAUGAAUUCCUCACAGUUGGUAUUGACAUAGUGCCUGCAGUUGAGAGUGUGUACAAGUGUGACUUCCUCAACCUUCAGCUCCAGCAACCCCUCCAGCUGGCAGGUGAUGCGGUCGAGGCCUUCCUCCGCCAGCUCCACAACCCCAUCGACGCUCUGCCCGCUCAGCUUUUCCACGUGGUGGUCUUCUCGCUGCUCCUCUCCUACUUCCCUUCACCAUACCAGCGCUGGAUCUGCUGCAAGAAGGCUCACGAGCUGCUGGAGUUGCACGGCCUGCUGCUCAUUAUAACGCCCGACUCGUCCCACCAGAACCGCCACGCCCUCAUGAUGCGCAGUUGGCGCGUUGCGGUGGAGUCGCUGGGCUUCAAGCGCUACAAAUACGUCAAGUACUCCCACAUGCAUCUCAUCGCCUUCCGUAAGGUGUCUCUAGCCACCACCAGCGACCUGGUGUCACGCAACUACCCCGAGAUGCUCUACAUCCCUCAGGACUUCCACUCCAACGAGGAGGAAGACUGUGCCGACGUGCCCGUGCAGGUGCGCUCCGACUUUGAGGAUGACCAGCUGGCUUGGGGCUUCACGGAGCUACCUGACACGCCCUACGAUUCAGAUUCUGGGGAGAGCCAGAGCAGCUCGGUGCCUGGCUUCCAUGAGCUAGAGGACCCCAUACUGCUUCAGAGCUAGGCUAAACCAGCUAUCCCCCUCCCACCCCCACUCCCACCGUAACUGUCACCUCCCCUUCAACUGCUGCGCUGCCAAAUCUAACCUGCUGCAUUCUUCUCCACCUUUUCCUCCCUCAACUCAAAACAAUGCAGUUUGCACAGUGUGAAAGAGAGAAGUUUACAGAUUAUUUUCUCAUAUCCACACUCCCUAUGAGAGUGCAUACACAUACACACACACACCUAUAAACAUACACACACACACUAAGAUGGAUAUAUUUUGAUAAAUAGCUAGGUUUUUUAAGAGUUGGAAAGUGAAUUCCCUUAAGAUCCCUUAACUCCCCGCUCCUUGAUUUCCAUCCCAUCUUCCAAUCAGCUCUCAAUAACAAAAGUCAGCUUGUCUACAUUCUGUACUCAGUCUCUGUUUGAAUAAGCUAGUGUGGCAGGCUGCUUAGUUUAAAAGCCAAAUACAGCAACCCGAGCAGUCUGAUAGGAGUUUGAUUGCACUGGAGAGACUGAGGUGGAAACGACUGGACUUGGUACGCUUGCUUCUGUCACAGUCAUGCAGCUAGACUUUCUGAAAAUUCUUGAUGUGCAUUUAGUUUUCCAAGACAAAAAAAAAAGAAGUUCAUUGUUUUGAAAUAUAUAUUCUCAACAGUCAAAACAUUGGUGUUGUCCAGUGUAAAGUGUGGCAAUGCCAUUUUAACUUGGCAUCCUCUGAAUGAUUUGUGUAUCUUUUACAAGAAAGUGGUAUUUGUAGCAUUUUAAACAUUUUCAGAACCAUACGGUAGGAGUAUUACUAGGUUUACUAAUGUGAAACUGUAACUGUGUUUACUCAUUGUGUAACAAGGUACGAGUGUUUCAAAGUAGGUAUUACACUUUUUUUUUCCUCCUCUCGUUGUCCUCACAAAUAUUAAUAACGAAUUAUCUCCUGUUAGAUUUCCAGUACAUUUUUUUAUUCUCAAGCAGAGGAAUAGUACAACACUGCAAGUCAGUGAUCCAUAUCAGAUGGACUAAACAGCACCAAUAUCCUUUGACACAAUUUUGUAACUUUGUGAGAAUACAGUUAGGUACUCUGCCUCCAAAAAAUAUCCAGAUCUGAGCUCCUCACAGUCAGAAAAUUCACCUCGACAGAAGAGAUUUGCACUAAUUUACCGUUUUGUCAUACAGGUGAGAUACUGUAGAUUUUAGCAAUAGCAAGCAAGACCAGAUCUGAGGAUACUAUAUCCUGCGGGGGGAGGUUUUAGCUAAAGACACUACCAGGUGAAAUGUCAGUGUGUGUUCCUGCCUGUCCCGGAGCAGGCCAAAUGUGUGUGGGUGUGGUUGGAUUUGUCAGUGUGAAUGAAGGACUGAAUCUACAUUGUUUUUUGUUUUUUUUGGUCUGUGGCACUUUAUCAUUGAUCUCAAAGGGUGUCACAAAAAGUAAUUAUUUUCCUAUGAUGACAAUUUUACAACCAAUAUGAUGGGCCCAUAACAUUAGUAAGUCUUAAGGUGCCUUCUUUGUUCAUAUUUAUGUUGCAAGCAGACUUUCAUGCCCUUGGAGGAAAUGAAAAUCAUAGCUUUUAACAAAAGAUAUCAAGCUUCUUAGGCCUGACAGUACAUACAAACUAUCCAGUUAACAAGAAACAUUUCCAGUGUUGAUGUAAUGCAGUGUGUUGUUGCCAUUCCCAUAUCAUUUUCCAGUAAUGCACAUCUCUCUGCUGAUAUCUCCUCUGUUUUAACAGAAAAAAUAACCAGUACCAUACAUAUUCAGACUCUGAAGAAGCGUGUUUUGUGACUGAUUGGUGCAUUUGUCUUCCAGUGUUUCUUUUGGCCCAUUUGCAUGAGAUGGUUCAUCUUCAUUAUCAACAUUUUCAACAAUGCAGAACAAUGUGUGCUUAUAGUAUGGUUGUAUUUCUCUUUUAUAAAUGAAUGUAAAUGUAAA